Messenger RNA from Condylura cristata (star-nosed mole), 3464 nucleotides. RefSeq names its product interleukin 4 receptor (gene IL4R). The transcript has 10 exons. The coding region runs from base 92 to 2533 and encodes 813 amino acids. The record is from RefSeq and is a predicted model, not a curated record. Gene Ontology annotation, cellular component: external side of plasma membrane; membrane. Gene Ontology annotation, molecular function: cytokine receptor activity; protein binding. NCBI's taxonomy places the organism in Eukaryota, Metazoa, Chordata, Mammalia, Eulipotyphla, Talpidae. Gene Ontology annotation, biological process: production of molecular mediator involved in inflammatory response; cytokine-mediated signaling pathway.
AGGCCGGGCGGCCCCGGGGUCUCCCACUUCCCGCUCGGGGCGGCGGCGCAGCGAAUGGACCAGGAGCUCAAAGGCAGCCUGGGAUCUCCCAAUGGGGUGGUUUUGCUCCAGAAUCACCUUCCCUGUGAGUUGCCUGAUCCUGGUGUGGGCAGCAGGUGCUGGGAGUGUGAAAGUCUCGCACGAGCCCACCUGCCUCACUAACUACAUCGACUCCUCUUGUGAGUGGAAGCUGGAUGGCCCCACCAACUGCAGUGCUGAGUUUCACCUGUCCUACCAGCUCAAAUACAUGGGCUAUGAAAACCACACGUGUAUCCCCAAUAACAAAGAGGACUCAGUGUGUGUGUGCCAGAUUCUGGCCGAAGACAGCAUUGCUGGGGCCGACGUCUACGAGCUGAACCUGUGGGCUGGGAGGCAGCUGCUGUGGAGCAGCAACUUCACACCCAGCGAACAUGUGAAGCCGCUGGCCCCCGAGAACCUCACUAUUCAUGCCAACACCUCCGACAAGUGGGUGAUGACGUGGAGCAACCCGUAUCCCCCCAGCAACUACCUAUAUUCCGAGCUCACCUACCUGAUCAACAUUUCAAAUGAAAACGACCCCACAGAUGUCAAAAUCUUACCUGUGACCUACAAGGGGGACACCCUGCACUUCCCAGCCAGCCUUCUGAAGCCCAGGGCCUCCUACAGUGCCCGGAUAAAGGCCCAGGCUGAGAUUUACAACAGCCAAUGGAGCGACUGGAGCCCCAGCGUCAGGUGGCAUAAUGACUUCCAGCCACCCCUGGAGCAGACCCUCCCGAUCGGCAUUGGCAUCGCCUGCUCACUCAUCCUGUUCGUCUUCGUGUCCUGCUAUUUCAGCAUCCUCAAGAUUAAGAGAGACUGGUGGGACAAGAUUCCCAACCCGGCCCGCAGCCCCCUGGUGGCCAUCGUCAUCCAGGAUUCUCAGGUAUCCCUGUGGGGGAAGCAAGCUGGAGGCCAGGAACAAGCCAAGUGUCCACACUGGAAAACUUGUCUUACCAAGCUCCUGCCCUGUUUACUGGAGCAUGGCAUGGCAAGGGGUGAGGACGCCCCCAAAGCUGCCAGGAAUGGGCCUUUCCCGGGCCCUGGAAUAUCAUUGUGGCGCCCUGUGGAGGUCAGCAAGACACUUGUCUGGCCAGAGAGCAUCAGCGUGGUGCGGUGUGUGGAGCUGCUGCAGGCCCCAGAGGAGAGUGAGGAGGAGGUGGAAGAAGACAAAGGGAACUUCUGUCCCACGCCAGAGGACAGCGGGGGCAGCUUUCUGGAAGGCAGAGAGGAAAUCGCAGCCCGGCUGACAGAAAACCUGUUCCUGGGCCUCCUGGCGGAUGAGGACUGCGCCUUGCACCCCCAGGACUCGGAGGGGUCCUGCCUUCCUCCACCUUCAGGAAGUGUGGGUGCUCAGACGCCCCGUCUGGGGGUCCCCAGUGAGGGGCCCCAGGACACCUCCCCGAGCGAGGGGCCUGAGUCAGAUCUCCAGGCCACCGGACUCCAGAGCCCAGACAGCGUGACUUUCGCAGCGGUGCCCACCGUCGUCACAGACAACCCCGCCUACCGCAGCCUCAGCGGCUCCCUCAGCCAGCCCCCGGGGCCUGGUGUGCCCGCCCCAGGCCCCCAGCCUGUGUGCCCUGGGGAGGUGGGCCACACCCCCCCCUCUGCCCACCAGCCCUCAGGGCCACUCACCGCACUCCAGCCUGAGCCAGAAACCUGGGAGCAAAUCCUCCGCCAGAGUGUCCUCCAACACAGGAUGGCCGCCCCUGCCGCCGGCCCCCUCAAUGACUACCGGGAGUUUGCCCGGGCGGUGGAGCAGGGCGGCACCCAGGACGGUGGUGGGGCAGGCGUUGGCCCUGCCCCGGAAACUGGCUAUAAGGCCUUCUCCAGCCUGCUCUCCGACAGGGCCACCUGCCCAGGGACAUCGGGGGUGGAGGGCAGCUAUGGGGACAGAGGCUACAGCCCUCUCCAGAGCCGCACUCCUGGCGGCCCUGAGGCCUCUACCCCAGUCUCCGUCCCCCUGUUCACCUUCGGACUGGACGAGGAGCCCCCUCUUGGUCCUCAGCACUCACACGCCCCAAGCAGCUCUCCAGAGUGCACCCACCUGGAGCCUGUGGAAAAGGGAGAAGACAGCCAGAAGCCCCCAUGUGCCCCGGAGCAGGCCACAGACCCCCUGAGGGAUGACCUGGGCAGCGGCAUCAUCUACUCGGCCCUCACCUGCCACCUGUGUGGCCACCUGAAGCAGUGCCACGGCCAGGAGGAGCAGGGUGACGCCCACAUUGUGGCUGCUCCCUGCUGUGGCUGCUGCUGUGGGGAUAGGUCCUCACCCCCAGUGAGCCUCCUGAGGGUCCCAGACUCCCGGCCAGGUGGGGUUCCCCUGGAGGCCAGCCUCUCUUCUGUACCCUUGGGUGGCCCAGAGGAGGGUAAGCCCUCCUUGCUCAGCCAGCCUGCCCCAGGCAAUGCUCAGAGCCCCAACCAGACCCCCAAAAUGGUGGCCAUGCGCGCCACCAGGCCCGCCUGUGUGACCACCUCCUAAGUGUGUGCCUUCGUGUUGCUGAGGCCUGCAGGCGAGCCCCGGGCCUCACCCAUGCCCAUGGAAUGCAGUCAGGCUGGCAGAUUCCCAAGACUUGGGGCUACAGAGACCAGAUCUCCCUAUUCCCCACUGGUCUGGACUCCCUGCAUCCGGUGGGAGGGGACGGUCGUGGGCAGCCGUGCCCACAGCAGGCGCCUGGGAGAGCCGAGGCUCCGGGUCCCUCAGUUCAUUCAUCUGAGCACAGCUUCUCCCGUGCGUCAUCACCACCACGGCUGCCCAAGGCGUGACUGGUCGUCUAAUCACUGACCAGUGUGUGACCAGUCCUGGGGUCACUGCCACCAUUUCACCGGACUGGACGCUGAGCCUGGAACCAGCCACGCCGGCCAGGAAUGACUUGGGAGGCUUUGGGAAGCAGUGGGAAGCCGAGGGCCAAGAAGGGGGACAUCCGCCCAAGGGGCCCAGUCACUGACAGUGCUCAGGGGGCUGCUGCUGGAGGCAGGAUCUGGGCCAUGGGGGUGCCGAGUCAAGGUGGGGGGGAGGGGCGGAGCAUGCGAAAAGGUGACUUCCAACCAGUGACAGUUUGCUGUCAGGUUUCCCGUCAAAUAUAAGACUUGUGUUCCUGUUACCCUUGGGACCCUCAGAGUAGACACGCCCAGCUGCCUUGGGGUUUGUGUCCCAUGGACACCGUGACUGGCAGCCACAGGAGACCAGGGAAAGUGCAUCCGGCUGGGCAGGGCCCUCUAGCCCGAGACACCGGGGCUAUAGCCUGAGUGGGCCGGACUGCAGGUUGAGCAAUGCUUGUUUGCUUCUGUAAGAUUGUCUUAUCACCUGGCAUUUGUGUUUGCUGAGGAGAUGGAAAGGGAGGGGGUGAGAUUCUGUAUAAACAAAAGCUCUUUAUACCCCCCCCCAUUUAUUAAACAAACACAUGAGCAGG